AAAAUAAAAAUCUCUUUUAUGUUUUUUCAAUCCAUCUUCCAUUUUCUUCUUAACAAGAAAAUCCAUAUUCACCAGUAUUCCCAUUUUUCUAUUUUUCAAAAGAAUGAGUUCGGACUCCGAAAGCGUCGGCUCCAGCACUCGUACUUUCAGCCCAAACCCUAACCAAGGACUCCAAAAUUACCAAACUGCCACUGUGCGGGACCCACCUCAUACUAACCAGAGGAGAAGCGUUGAGAACGACGAAUGCUUUUCCUGCAAACAAAAGGGGCAUUGGGCUAAAGAUUGCCCUCUUAAAUCCAAGAAGAAAUCCCAGCGGUUGGAAUCGAGCAGCGGCCAAAUCGACAACCCGGAGUUCCCGCAGAAGCAGUGUCCCUGCUGUGAAGGCGCGUGUCUCAUCCUCACCUCGAAGACGAAGAAGAAUCCGGGAAGGAAAUUCUAUAAAUGCCCAGCUAAGGACUGUACGUGUGAUUUCUUUGAGUGGUGUGACACUGCGCGCUUUGGUCAAAGACCAAAUGUUCCCAUGCCUCCUUACCCCAUGUGCUCUUGUGGUGCUGGAAAGUGCAGACUUCUUACUAGCAAUAUGCGGAGGGAUGCUGGUCAGAAGUACUUCGUCUGCCCUGUGAAAAAGGGUCAGGGAGCUUGUAACUUCUUCCAAUGGCAAGAUUGUCCAGGAAAGGACCAGGAUCCGAUUGACAGCUGCUCAGAUGAAAGCCUACACUUGAGUUAUUCUCAGUCAGUAUCUGACAAUGAUGAGAAAGACACUGAGGCAGCAACAGAUUGCAAGCAGGCAGAAGGAGAUGGUUGUGAACAAGAGAUAGUGUUAUCUAAUGGGUCAAACGAGAGUGGGCCAUUAUCUUCAUUGUGUGCUGAAAGAUCUCUAGUUAAGAAGGAGAUGGGCCAUCAUCAUCCGCCGAUAAAAAAAUGCGGUUUAUUACAUGAAGGGGGAGAAAGUGAUGGUGAUUGGACAAUAGAGAAAGGGUCUCCAUCAUUGCCUGGGGAAGGUUUUCAACUAGAGGCGGGCCACCAUUUGCUGAUCGAGAAGCUCGAUUUAAAUGAAGAAGGGGAAGGAGAUGGUGAUAGGAUGGAGGGUGUGUUGUUGUAUGGGUCAAUUGAGAAUGACUGUCCGUCAUCAGCUGGUAAAGAAUUUCAAGUGCAGGUGGGCCGCCAUUCGCCGAUCGAAGGGCUCGAAGAAGGAUAUAAUAAUGGACUGGAGGAUGUGAUAUUGCAUCAGUCAAUAGAGAAAGGGCCUCUGUCAUCAUCAAGUGAAGGAUUUGAAGUGGUGGUGGACCACCAUCCACCGAUCGAAAGGCUUAAUCUGCAUGAACAAGGGGUUGGAGAUGAUGACAGAGGUGAGGAUAUAUCAUUUGAUGAGUCAAUAGAGAGAGGGCCAGUUUCAUCAUCUGGUGGAGGAUCUGAAGUGGAGGAGGUGGGCCACCAUCUGCCUAGCAAGGAGCCCGGUUUACAUAUAUAUGGGGGUACAGGAAAUGUUAAUGGACGAGAGAGUGCAUCAUUCAAUACAUCAAAUGGGAAAGGAUCCCAACCGUUGCCUAGUACAGGAAGUGGAGUUGACAAGGUGGGCCACCGUUUGCAGAUCGAAGAACUUGGGUCACAAGGAGAAACCACAAACAGUGUGGUAGUACAGCCAAGGAAAUGUUCCCAAUCUGGCCAACAAAGGCAUUGGAUGAAAGGGGGUAGUCGAUCUCGACGGUCGAUUUGUUUCAAGUGUGGAAAGGUUGGACACUCGAAGGAAGACUGCACCACCUAGACAAAUAUGGACUUUCACAUACAUCCCCAUAAGUAAAAAGUGGGCCACCCAUGAAGAUCACCUGUGGCAAAUCAGGUUGGUCCACUCAAUGGGUGGGCCGCAUCGUUGAAAUCAAUCGAAAGCCAAUGGUCCUACUCAAUGCAGGUGUGUUGCUCACCUAGUGAGUCAAUGGACCAAAUUUUGAUGACAUGAUCAUAUGGUGCGACCCAUAUUUUGUGCUGCUUGGAUGUCUUACCAGCAUGGUGUAUUGACAUGAAAGGCGAUCUCUUCUCAUGUUUAUUGUCUAUAUCUAUGUAUCAAAGACGACUAAGCAUGCUGUUAGUUUAUUUACAUAUGUAUGUGUAUAGAUCAAUGGACAUUUUACCUGUUCAACGUUGAAUGUUGUUCUAUUGCCUA
This is a messenger RNA of Magnolia sinica, 2161 nucleotides long. RefSeq lists its product as uncharacterized. Lineage: Eukaryota; Viridiplantae; Streptophyta; Magnoliopsida; Magnoliales; Magnoliaceae. Bases 104 to 1765 code for a protein of 553 amino acids. The transcript has 3 exons. Gene Ontology annotation, molecular function: nucleic acid binding; zinc ion binding. The record is from RefSeq and is a predicted model, not a curated record.